Messenger RNA from Symbiodinium sp. CCMP2592, 1110 nucleotides. The record is from the annotation of a GenBank genome assembly. Lineage: Eukaryota; Dinophyceae; Suessiales; Symbiodiniaceae.
AUGGGGUGCGGCAGGCGACGUAAAGCUUGCAAAAACCAGAGCCUUUCAUAUCUGUUCUGGGCGCUUGGCCUGGUGGUCCUCUCCUGGGAGCGACCACUUCGUUUGCUACACGGGUUCUCGUUGCCCCAAUCUGCAAUGCAAGUAUGGGUGGAGAGUGGCAAGAAGCAAGACGGGGUAGACCAUGUCCUCGGAGAGGACCUAGAAGUUGGUGAAGACGGGACGCUAAAGCUUGAAGGACGCGUCGUUGGGUGUGCCGUGGACGUGUCCACGGCGGAGGGCCAGUCGAAGGCGCGAUCCUUGGCCGGUUGCGUUGAGUGGAUUCUGCUCGAGUUUGGUGAGUGGACGAUGAUUCCUGUAGAAAACAUCGUGGCUGCAUGCAGCGGCGGGCCGACGCGAGUUGCAGCACGACUUCGCAGUGCCGAGCAGGUCGUUGGAGCAGCAUUUGCACUGCAAGUAGGCGCAGACGCCUUGCUUGUGCCACCAGAGGUCGUCGAGACGGCGCUGAUAGCUAAGUCCCAGCGUGGUGAGGUGGUGGAAGAGGAGGCGCCUGUGGAGCGCAGCAACUUCGAGCUCGAAGAUUUUGAAGUCCUCCGUCUCGGUGACGGAGGUGUUGGCCAAAGGGUCUGCGUUGACCUCACUUGCCUCUUAGACCUUGGUGAGGGCAUGUUGGUCGGGUCUUCCUCCUCAAGUUUAGCCCUCGUCCAUGGAGAGACGCUGCAGUCCGAUUUCGUUCCCUCGCGACCAUUCCGCGUGAAUGCUGGCGCAGUUCAUGCUUACAUUCUUAUGGCAGAUGGCUCGACAAAGUACUUGAGCGAGCUGCGUAUGGGUGACGCAGUAACCAUCGUGAGCUACAGUGGCCAAAAACGGGUCGGUGUGGUGGGCCGCUGCAAAGUGGAGCGCCGCCCAUUUCUUCUCCUCACCUGGAAGGAUGCAUCCGGCCGUGAGUCAGGGACACUACUGCAGCAAGCUGAAACGGUUCGUCUACUGCAAGCUUCCGGCGAUUGUGUGUCAGUGACAUCACUGCAGCCGGGCUCACGCAUCCUUGGCUGGAGCUCGGACGGAGCGCGCCACAUCGGAGCCAAGGUACCGGGGCAGAUCGCGGAGCACUGA